AUGGCGGGUGGGACAAAGAGGUUUCUCGGCCACCCAAGACUCCUGGGCAAACAGCACAGCCCCUCCAGGCCCCCCCGGGGGUCUCUGGCGCACACGCACCAGGCAGCCUGGGAGCGGGGUCGGUGGGGGCGUCCUCCCUUCUCUCUCUCUCCGCAGACAGACUCGGAGGAGCAGACGGCGCGGGCGCUGUACCAGCGCUGGGAGCGCUACCGCAGGGAGUGCCAGGGGACCCUGGAGGCCGCGGAGCCCCCGGCAGGCCUCGCCUGUAAUGGGUCCUUCGAUAUGUACGUCUGCUGGGACUACGCUGCACCCAACACCACUGCCCGUGCUUCCUGCCCCUGGUACCUGCCCUGGCACCGUCACGUGGCUGCAGGCUUUGUCCUCCGCCAGUGUGGCAGUGAUGGCCAUUGGGGACCUUGGAGAGACCAUUCUCAGUGUGAGAACCCAGAGGAGAAUGGGACCUAUCAGAACCAAAUGCUGAUCUUCGAGCGGCUACAGGUCGUGUACACCGUGGGCUACUCCCUGUCCCUGGCCGCGCUGCUGCUGGCCCUGCUCAUCUUGAGUUUCUUCAGGCGGCUGCACUGCACGCGCAACUACAUUCACAUCAACCUGUUCACGUCUUUCAUGCUCCGGGCAGCAGCCAUCCUCACCCGAGACCGGCUGCUACCUCCACCCAGCCCUGCACCCGGGGACCAGGCCCCUAUCCUGUGGGACCAGGCUCUAGCCCCCUGCAGAACGGCCCAGAUCGUGACCCAGUACUGCGUGGGCGCCAACUACACCUGGCUGCUGGUGGAGGGCAUCUACCUGCACAGCCUCCUGGAGCUCGUGGGAGGCUCCGAGGGGGGCCACUUCCGCGGCUACCUGCUCUUCGGCUGGGGUGAGCCCCGACCCUGUCCCCUGCCCCGGUUUUCAAUCUCUUAGCUCUACAACCCCUACUCCAGGUGCUGGGAGCGGAACGACGUCAAGGCCAUUUGGUGGAUCAUACGCACCCCUAUCCUCAUGACCAUUUUGAUUAAUUUCUUCAUCUUUAUCCGAAUCCUUGGCAUCCUCGUGUCCAAGCUGAGGACCCGGCAGAUGCGCUGCCUGGACUACCGGCUAAGGCUGGCUCGCUCCACCCUGACGCUGGUGCCGCUGCUGGGCGUCCACGAGAUGGUGUUUGCUCCUGUGACCGAGGAACAAGUCCGGGGCCACCUGCGCUUCGCCAAGCUCGGCUUUCAGAUGUUCCUCAGCUCCUUCCAGGGCCUGCUGGUCAGCUUCCUCUACUGCUUCAUCAACAAGGAGGUGCAGUCGGAGAUCCGCCGAGGUUGGCACCGCUGCCGCCUGCGCCGCAGCCUAGGAGAGGAGCCGCACCAGCCCCCACAGCGUGCCUCUCUGACCCUGCAGUUGAGCUCCGGACCCAGACAGGUCGCCACUGGCCGUGCCCUGUCCUCGGGGAACCUCCCAGGGCCUGGGGAUGAGGCCAGCCGGGUCUUGGAAAGUUACUGCUAGGCAGCGGGAUUCCUGUGAUCAUUCAGUUAGCAUGUAUUUAUUGAGCGCCUACUGUGUACCAGGCCCCUUGUGGAGGGAGGGCGCUGGGGAAAUGGGGUGGAAGGAAACAGAGAAAGGCCCCUAGAGUUCAAAAUUGAGUGGUGGAAACAGACCCUUAAGACAAUACAUGGUUAUCUAUAGGCUGUGGAGUGGAAUGGCUUAUGAAGGAAAAUUAGAAGGGGGCAUAGGGUGGUCAGGGAGGGCAUCUCUGAGGAGGUAACAUUUAAGCCAUACCUGCCAGAGGUGCAGGAGACAACUGGUAGGCAAGAUUCUAGGCAGAAGGAACAGCAUCCACAGAGGCCCUGGGCAGGAAGGAACUUGGCCAUGUCUGAGGAGCAGACAGGUGGCCUCCAUGGCUGGCGCUGGGAUGAGUCAGAGCCAAAUGGAGAGAGAAGUGAGCAGGGGCAAAGAGUUGGGAUUUUAUUCCAGGUGCACUGAAAACUCUUAGCAGGAGCAUCUCAUGGGCUAAUGUGUGUAUGUGUGUGUGUGUGUUUUAUUAAUUGAGAAACAUCAAUUUGUUG
Molecule: messenger RNA, 2048 nt
Organism: Myotis brandtii (Brandt's bat)
Lineage: Eukaryota; Metazoa; Chordata; Mammalia; Chiroptera; Vespertilionidae
Gene: GIPR
Product: gastric inhibitory polypeptide receptor
Exons: 12
Biological process (GO): cell surface receptor signaling pathway; adenylate cyclase-modulating G protein-coupled receptor signaling pathway
Cellular component (GO): plasma membrane
Molecular function (GO): gastric inhibitory peptide receptor activity; G protein-coupled peptide receptor activity; peptide hormone binding
Source: RefSeq, a predicted model, not a curated record